This is a messenger RNA of Monosiga brevicollis MX1, 1062 nucleotides long. RefSeq lists its product as uncharacterized. The coding region runs from base 25 to 1062 and encodes 345 amino acids. Gene Ontology annotation, biological process: translation; phospholipid metabolic process. Gene Ontology annotation, molecular function: glycerophospholipase activity; structural constituent of ribosome. Gene Ontology annotation, cellular component: ribosome. Lineage: Eukaryota; Choanoflagellata; Craspedida; Salpingoecidae. The transcript is spliced from 7 exons. The record is from RefSeq and is a predicted model, not a curated record.
GUUUCGGCGCCUAAACCGUUCACCAUGGGUCACAACCAGGUUUGGAACUCGCACCCCAAGAAGUACGGUCCUGGCUCCCGCCAGUGCCGCGUCUGCGGCAACCGUCACGGUCUGAUCCGCAAGUAUGGCAUGAACAUCUGCCGUCAGUGCUUCCAGCUGUACGCCAAGGACAUUGGUUUCGUCAAGGGAUAUGCUGGUGACUCCAUCACCGCGGGCUUUGCCAUGCAAGAUCUUCCCCUCGAGUUUCGUGGAACCGUCUACAGUGCGGGUGGUGAUCCCGAUGCCUUGACCAUUGGCAACUUUCUCAAGCACUACAACCCCAAUCUCAAGGGCCAGGCCACUGGCACAACGAUCCCCCUUACCAAAGAAGGCAAGGGACUGAACUUUGCCGUCUCCGAGGCCCGUGUUCAUGACCUUCCCGGCCAAAUUGAGCGACUGUCCGCCAAACUGAACACGAGCGAGUAUGCUGGCGUUCGCGACGAGUGGAAGCUCCUGGUCCUCUUCAUUGGCGCCAACGACAUUUGCGAAUGCAAGUCAAUGACCGCCGAAGCCUUUGAAACCGAGCUCACGACAGCCAUGGACAUGAUUCAUGCCAACUUUCCCAAAACUUUUGUGAGCAUGAUGACCAUCUUCAACAUUAGUGACGUUUGGGAUGUGCACAGCGACAAAGAAUAUUGUAACGUUGCGGUUCCCAUCCUGCACGAGUGCUCUUGCCUUGAGAACAACCAGACUUCGCUGCAGCGCAUGGACGAACUGGGCAUGCAAAUCAAUCAAGUGACCGCACGUGUGGCCGCCAAAUAUGCCGCCCUCAAUGACCCCCUUUUCACGGCCGUCGUGCAGCCGGCCAUCCAAAAUGUCCCUCUCAACACCUUUCCCAAAGAUGUCGUUCAAGACUUGCUCAGCGAUGUUGAUUGCUUCCAUCCCAGCCUCUGCACUGACCAAGGCUUUGCUGUGGGUGUUUGGAACAACAUGUUCCAAGCUCAAGGCAACAAGAGUACCAGUCUGAAUCCCCUUCACCCCCCUGCCAUUUACUGCCCGCAAGCUGGCGAAUAUCUCCAGUAG